AUGGGGAGGAUGGCACCGACACCGACUAUAAUUUCUGUAAGUGGUUUGUUGGUGGUUGUUUGUGGUGAUGAUGGCAAUGUUGUUCAGAUGGUGGUGGUGGUGGAGCAAGUGAUGCAUAUUUGGGUGGUCAUUGUUUCUGAACAAUAUUGUGAGCAGUCUUUACAUUUUCUUAAUUUAUUCAAGGCAUUGUUAUAUUAUGUUGUGGCUUAUGCGGAGGAUGACUUCGACUUUAAUGAUUUCGAUAAUGCUAUAUCAUCUGGGGAAGGUAAUCUAGAAUUCGACAAGAAUGUAACAGAAGGAAUUGAGUUGGGAUGUGAUGGGGGUGCAACUGAACAAGAUGAAGAUGAUUAUGCAGGAAUGGAACACAAUGAAGAUCAGGAGGCUGAUGAUUUGGAAUGUCCAUCAUUUGAAGAACUAUUGUUGGCUAUCUCAUCUGAUGAUGAGGUCGGGUAUCGAUUUCCAGAGUUCAGUUCAGAAAUGGAUAUACGGGAUCCAUACUUUCAGAUUGGGCAAUUGUUUAGUUCUGUUAAAGAAUUUAGGAAGGCUAUUCGAACGUACAGUGCAGUAAAUGGAUACAAUGUGAAGUGUAAGGUAAAUGACGAAAGAAGAGUUCAAGGCACAUGUAAAGCAGAGUGCAAAUGGAGAAUAUGGGUUUCGAAGAUAAAUAAUUUAGAUACAGUGCAAAUGAAGUCAUAUAUACCUGAACAUACAUGCAGUCGGGACCAAUAUAAUCAUCACUGCACUUACACGUUAAUAGUCAAUCGGUAUUUCGAGCAGUUUAAGGCAGAUCCAGAGUGGAAAAUGGAAAGUAUGCAAACGACCGUGAAGGAGGACUUGAAGAUAAAUAUUACUAGAAAUGUCGCUUGGAAAGCAAGAAGGUAUGCAAAGCAAAUGAUAAAUGGGACUAUUGAAGAACAAUUUGUCGGACUGAGGUCCUAUGCAGCGGAGGUGUUGAGAUCCAAUCCAGGGUCAACGUGCUUGCAAGAGGGGUUCCAACUGGGGUGUAGAAAAAUAAUUAGAGUAGACGGGUGUCACCUUCAUAUUGUUUGGGGGGGUAUACUGCUCACCGUAGUCGGCCUAGAUGUGAAUGACUGCAUCUACCCGAUUGCUUAUGCUGUUGUAGAGAAGGAAAACACGAUUGCAUUGAGAUGGUUUCUGAGAUAUCUGGCUGAGGAUAUCCAUAUGGGAAAUGGUACUGAUUGGACUGUGAUGACGGAUAGACAGAAGGGCUUAAGUAAUGUCAUUGAUGAGUUGUUUCCGACAAUUGAGCAUAGUUUCUGUGUGAGGCAUAUGUAUACCAACUUUUUCAGUAUGGGGUUCAAGGGAAGGAGUUUGAAGGAUUUUCUUUGGCGCGAUGCUAAAUCAACUACAGUUGCUGACUACAGACAGUGGAUGCAAUAG
Molecule: messenger RNA, 1401 nt
Organism: Olea europaea var. sylvestris
Lineage: Eukaryota; Viridiplantae; Streptophyta; Magnoliopsida; Lamiales; Oleaceae
Exons: 5
Coding region: 1-1401 (466 amino acids)
Source: RefSeq, a predicted model, not a curated record